UAACAUGCUAGGAGACGGCACAGGGAGCUAAAUCAGAAAUGCUGUGGGAAGGAAUGAAUGCUGGCCUCUCUCCAGUCAUCUUUUGCUCUAACAUGUGCACCAACAUAGUCUAUGAGUGGCUGAAGACCCUGCAGCUUUCCCAGUAUGCGGAGUCCUUCGUAGAUAAUGGCUAUGAUGACCUGGAGGUUUGCAAGCAAAUAGGGGACCCGGACCUGGAUGCCAUUGGGGUGUUGGUGCCCCACCACAGGCGCCGAAUCCUUGAAGCAGUGAUGAGGUUGAAAGAGGAGGACGAGACCGCUGCUGGUCUCUAUUUCACCUUGGAGCCUCAGCAGCAGCAGCAGGGCUCGCCCUCUCCGUCCCCGGAGAUCUACACUAGCCACCUGGUGGAGCAGUAUGAGACUAAGGGAUGGCGAGGGCUAGGCUCCCUCCAAGGUCAAGGGAACCCGGGGACCCCCAGGAGCCAGAAACUUGGGCCCCGCAGCAGGGAGCUGGUGAUUUACCCAAAACUGAAACUGAAAAUCAUGAUUAGGGAUAAACUUAUCCGGGAUGGGAUCAACCUGAGCAAGCCCCCUUACUCCAACAAGAGGCCGCACUAGUUGCUCAGCAGGAGAGCCGCAGAGAGACUGCUUAGGCUUUUCCAAAAAUGAAGCAGCCUGUUACCAUGGUUUCAUGAACCUCAGAAGUAAGGACCUGAAAGGAAUGAAAAACCCACGAUCUUCAGAUUAAGCUGCAACAACAAUUUUUCCUUGUGAUAGUUAUCUGGCCUCCAGUGGAAGUUAUAAUCCAGAGGAGAGUACCAUCUCAUAACUACAAAUGCUGUACACCAGUGUCAUAAAGAUACCCUCAUUGAGAAUUUAGCAUAUGUAACAAGUCAGAUGUUUUUAUGUCAUGAUUUUUGAGAAAUGAUUCAGCAUAUUAAACAUUAGGUUAACUUUCAAAUUGAAAAACCAUCAGUUUUUCAAAGUCAUGUCUCAAGCAGCUUGUCUGACAUAACCUUAAUUUUUUUAAAUUGUCCUUUUGAGA
This is a messenger RNA of Mauremys mutica (yellowpond turtle), 1023 nucleotides long. RefSeq names its product sterile alpha motif domain containing 5 (gene SAMD5). NCBI's taxonomy places the organism in Eukaryota, Metazoa, Chordata, Testudines, Geoemydidae. The record is from RefSeq and is a predicted model, not a curated record. Gene Ontology annotation, molecular function: protein binding. Bases 39 to 596 code for a protein of 185 amino acids. The transcript is spliced from 3 exons.